GCCCAUCACGACCAGAGUCGGAUCGUGGAGUCGCUGAAGCGCACAUUUACCGCACAAAUUAGUAGCAGCCUGUUAGCACAUUACAAUAGCACGCUGAAUCUGCUGAAUACUGUGGAAUUUGUCUGAAAGAAAACUGCCACCGGCCAUCCGGACUGUGUGCUGCAACGAAAGUGAGCCAAGUGAAUUUUCAUACUCCUUCCCAUUGAGCUUGAGAGAGACAGGAAGGAGAGAGACCGGAAAGGAAGUUACAGGCUUGGCGCCGGGCGAAUCCUUGUUCAGAUUUGUUACUGGCACCGAUAGGCAAAGGGCCAACAAGUACCCUUCCAGUUGAUCACUUGAUCACAGCGUCGCGUCGGCAAAUUUUAAGUCACAAUGCGCGUGGAAAUGAAUCUGGAUGUUCAGCGAUGUGACGAAGACGACGACAUCGACAGCAGAAUAGCGGAGUUUAAGCAAGACUCGGACAAAAUGCACGAUCUGAAUCUAUUCGUCGACAGCGUGCUAAAUGAGGCCCAAAAGAAUGCGGAAGUGAAGCUGCAGGAAAAGCUCGAGCACGAUCGACCGAAAAACGGAAACAAAUUACUCACCGGCAUCAAGCAGCACCGGGUAGUUACGCGCACCAGAGGGAUCGUGCUUCGACUGUUCGAAGCUAUCUGCAACUGCACCAAUUCCGCCACCAUCCCCGGUCAGCGUCCGGCGACUGCACCAGCAAACUUGGCAUCAUCAUCCAGGAACUAAUACCGAUCGGAGAGCGAUCAGGAAAACAGUGUAAUUGUACUGAGAUGUAUUGCUGUUAGUUUGUAUUAUUUUAUGCUUCAUUUUCUACACUGAAAACUAUACGUAUACAAUUUGAAUCUGAAGAUUGGUAAACAUUUUGUGUCAACAGUGGAGUGACUGUUAAAUAUUCUAAUCAACAAAAUAAUUCGUGUAUAGGACAUGAAACAAAACAAGCAUACCAUUUACAAUUGCCAUAUCCUUUUUGAUAUGGGUUGAUGUGUUGCAAUGAGAACCAUACGGAUUUGUGAUGCGUACCGGCAUACAUGAACUGCACAGCCCACCGCCCACCUUAGCCAGACAAAUCCCAAAAUCACCGACGAUAAACUCUGGCCUUUUGAAACGCACAAAUCUAUCACAAAUUAUCUCCGGAUCAACGGUUUCACGUACAAAGCGUCUUCUACGAAGCAGGCUCACCCAAUGGUCUUAAAAUAUUGCCCAUAACCACAAAGUCGUCUAAUUACUUGUCCCAUUCGAAGAUGCGACAUUAAGUCCUCUGUCGUUGAGUGAUCCCGAGAUUUAGAGCAAUCUCCCGGGAUACAUAUUUUUGUAAAAAAAAACGCAACAUACAAUUAAAACGGGGUUUUACUUUCGCUGGACUUGUUUGGUCAUAAUGGGUAUGACAAUCAAAAUUAUGAGCAAUACUUUUCACACUCUACCGGUCCUGUCCACACCCAGAGCAGAGAGUCAACCGGCCCAGGAUCCUGAACCUGUAAAACAAAUCUCACCUAUUUUACCCUCAUACUCUGCAUACUAACUUUAUUCACAGACUUUGAGGUCUUAGUAGAUAAACAUUCGGUUUAGUAGGACACCUUUCUGCAC
Messenger RNA from Anopheles cruzii, 1593 nucleotides. RefSeq lists its product as uncharacterized. The record is from RefSeq and is a predicted model, not a curated record. Bases 373 to 735 code for a protein of 120 amino acids. The transcript is spliced from 4 exons. Lineage: Eukaryota; Metazoa; Arthropoda; Insecta; Diptera; Culicidae.